AUGCUAGAUGAUCGAUGGCCGAAUUCAGUGAAGAGCAGUCGUAAUCAUCAUCAUCACGAGAGCCCGUCGUAUAGAAGCCAUUCGAUCGACACUGCCGCUGAUAGAUCGCCCAUUCAUUAUCAAAACAACAACCGUUUGGGGUAUCAUCGACACGAUUAUCCAGUUUGUGGGGUCUCACCGCGAUAUUCGAGUAAUUAUUAUCCGCCGUCGUCAUCCCAUCAUCAUCAGUCGCAUCAGCAACGUUCGCAGCCCGAAAUGCUACGAUCACGACAGUUUCCGGAGAUUGCUGGAAUCGCCAGCGACGAGCAGCCGACGUUGCGACGAUUCACGCGUUACAAUCAAUCGAUCAACACGAACCUCAAAUCGGAUUCACAUCGAAUGGAGCUGAUUGAUGAGGCGAAACGGACCACCAAUUCCAAUGGCGGUUCGGUUUUCGCGAAAAGCAUGAAGAAGCCAUUAUUCUUCAUGGGAAACUGGACGUUUCGCGACAAGAACAAACCAUCGAGACCCUCAAUUAAUACAGUAAUACGCGAGGAGCGACCGAUGAGCAUCAAUCUGAGCGAUGUGCGAACAUCGCGGAGCAAAAGCGGCGAUGCUACCGUAUCGCGAACGUCGAUAAUCAUUGGUGAUGAGAGACAUCCGAAUGAGUUUCCGCGGCACGUUGAGACUCGAAUUCCGGUGAGAAUUGAGAGGAGCUCAAUGAUUCGCCAGAAGCCGUGCAGUCUGAACUCGUCGUCGUCAUCAUCGGCAUCCUCGCCGUCACAAGAAUACAAAACAAGCAUCGCUGUGAUGAAUGAGCCGGAUGAGCCAGUGAUUCGUCCGCGAAAAGAUUCCAAUCAAUACAGUUUUCAAUCAUGCGUUCACUUGCGGAAAUCGUGUCCCGAUCUUGAUACAUCAUCCCUAAGAAAUACGGAAAAUAUGCGGGUCUCGAAGAAGCGAACGCGACGAGCCAAAGAGAAGAUGGCGAGUGCCGCCUGGAGGAAAAAACCGGUCAAGGAUUGGACUCUUGACGAUGUGAUCCUUUGGCUACAAUCGGUUCAAAUGGACGAUGUCGCUUCUUUGCUGAUUGGCUAUGAUUUGACCGGAGAGGAUCUCCUUUUAUGGGAUGACGACACAUUGACUCGACUUGGAGUUUCGGAUUCGUCCACUAGAUCGCUAUUAUUAAAAUCGCUUCGAGACACCAUCGAAAAGGGUCCUGAGACGAAAAUAUCAACGGCUAGCAAUAAUUCACAACGAGCCCUAUUCGAAAUUGUCAAACAAAGUUCGUAUGAUCAGGUGGUUGCCGUCGAGACGCCGCUCACCACUCGCGAUAUAACCGUGACCCAUGGAAGGCUUGGAUGCCUCCAAAUCACCAAGGUCAAUGGGUGUAAUUUACCAUUAAAGGAGAAUGAUUGCCUAUUAGAGAUCAACGAAUGCGCCGGUGAUCAAUUCAAAUCAGCGUUGAUGCUCACAAAACUCAUCACAGAUUCCAAUGGAAUGCCUAUUCGAUUUGUCGUUCUUCGAAAGAAGACUGAUUGUGGAAGCGAAGAGCCAUCGGUAAGCAAAGAGUCAUCAAGCAGUGGAAUCUCAUCGACACCACAUACUCCUUUGGCCUAA
Messenger RNA from Caenorhabditis bovis, 1596 nucleotides. The record is from the annotation of a GenBank genome assembly. NCBI's taxonomy places the organism in Eukaryota, Metazoa, Nematoda, Chromadorea, Rhabditida, Rhabditidae.